GUGGGUGUAUGUGAUUGUGUUUGUAUUUUCAGUUGUGUGCUUGCGGCUGUGUAUAUUUAUUUGUUUAGCAUACAUUUGCAUAUUUAGAUGAUUGCUUUUCUUUUGUUGCCGCCUAAUAAUGUUGUUAUUUAUUCAGCUAUAUUUUAUGAUGACAUUAACUGCCAAUGAAUAAGCUACUGUCUUUAAAUCACUGAGUGAGCAUAGUCUUAUAACAACAAACCCCGCUUAUACAGCAUCAUCAUUAUCAUCAUGUUAUGGCGCCUGAACUUGUUAUUAGCGCGUGUACUACAUUAUGGACGAUUUCGUCUGCUUCUUUCGACGCUUAUACUGUUGCUUUUACUUGGCAUUUUACUGACUUAUCGCUGGCGAACUGAUGCUCAGCUUUGUUUUAUGGAAACGCCAGCAGCCCAACAGCAACAGCCAGUGAAUAUGCCCAAAAUACUUGAUGAUGUGCUGGUUACUGAACCACUCCCCAUUCCGGGUCGCAGCAUCUUCUUUCACGAGACCAGCUGCCAUCGAUCGAAACGCAAAAGACCGCGUCCUGGGCAGAAGAGUACAGAGAUGCAGUACAACAUGUUGCAAUUGACAGCGAGACAAGCGUGUGCCAUUGAAUCCGCUGCACUGCAUAAUCCCAAUUUCCAGAUCUUUGUGCUGUUUGCCGGUCCCACCUAUCAUUACUUUGGCAACAGUAGCAACGGGAGUGGAAGCGGGAGCAGCCAACGUUAUCAGCCUUUAAUCGAUGCCAUAUUGAGCUAUAGAAAUGUGCAGCUGCGGCAGCUAAAUUUAUGGCGCUUUGCUAGCGGCACACCUGUUGAGAAUUGGCUAAACGAUGGUCCACUGUUCCGUUCCAGCUUUCUCUCCUCACACAUCUCUGAUUUUCUGCGCUAUUUGACUCUCUAUCGCUAUGGCGGUUUGCAUCUGGACAUGGAUGUGGUGAUGCUGCGCAGCAUUGAAGACCUGCCACCCAAUUAUACGGGGGCCGAAUCCAACAUUCACUUGGCCGCUGGUGUUAUGAACUUAGCUCCCAAUGGAUUUGGUCACGAAAUCGCGGUUUCGUGCGUACAAGAUUUUAUUCAUAAUUUCAAUGGAAAAGAUGUGAGCAACAAUGGUGCGGGUGUGAUAACGCGUGUGACACAAAAAUUAUGCGGAACCAAAGAUGUCAGCGUCAUGCUGGAUAAUCGGAAGCGUUGUUUGGGCUUUAAAGUGUUCGAACGCAACGCCUUCUACGCAGUACCGUGGAAACGUUGGCGACACUUUUUCGAACCGCAGUUGCUCGAGCAAACGCUUGCACACACUAAGGAUUCUAUUGUGGUAAAUUUGUGGAACAAACAUUCAAAACAACAAGUAAUUAAAGUCGGUUCAAGUACCGCAUAUGGUAAAUACGCAGAACAGCACUGCCCACGAUCGUAUGCGGCAGCUGGUGAAUAUUUCUAAGUGAUCAAUUAGAUCUACUCUAUACCAAAGAUCAAACAAAGAGAGCGCACACAGUGAGAGAGCCAUAGAGAAAAAGAGAGCGGAUGAUCUAUUCUAUUUGGUACAUACAUACAUACGUUUAUUAGACUCGCCCACGUUCCAAAUAUGAAUCAAAACAAAUGCUCAAUUUAGCAAUACCUCGUUUUUGGGGCAAUAAAACAAAAAAUUUGACGUAUAACACGAGCAACAUUUUUGUUAUGCAAAUUUUCUCAUUAGGUUAGUAGAAAUAAGAAUGAAACGUACGAACAACCCAAUUAAAAUAUUGUAUAAUAUUUGUAAUUCUUAUGUAUGUAUGUGUAAUAGUAUAAGAAAAAUUUUUGGUGUCGGCUAGCCGACUUUUGAGUACCCUUGCAGAAUCUGCAAAAAAUAGUAAAAAUUAUUUGUAUACAAAACUCUUGUGAAAUUCAUUAAGUUUUCCUUAAAUACAUAUGAUAAAUUAUUUUCAUUUAGAUUGUACUCGAAAUGCCACAUAUAAUAUUAAUGUUCUCGGAUUUUGCAG
Drosophila albomicans is the source of this 1972-nucleotide messenger RNA. RefSeq names its product lactosylceramide 4-alpha-galactosyltransferase-like. Gene Ontology annotation, biological process: glycosphingolipid biosynthetic process. Gene Ontology annotation, molecular function: alpha-1,4-N-acetylgalactosaminyltransferase activity. The transcript is spliced from 2 exons. Lineage: Eukaryota; Metazoa; Arthropoda; Insecta; Diptera; Drosophilidae. The record is from RefSeq and is a predicted model, not a curated record. Bases 250 to 1434 code for a protein of 394 amino acids.